AUGUCAUCCGAGUUUGGGUGUUUUCGCGUGCGAAAUGCAGGGCGCGAGGGCAAAUCCAUCGAGCAGAUCUACCAGAAGAAGACCCAGUUGGAGCACAUCUUGUUGCGACCUGAUACCUAUGUGGGAUCCACGGAAGCCCAGGUGCAGGAACUUUGGGUCUUUGAUGCUGUACAAAGCCGCAUGGUUCACCGGAGGAUCAGCUUCGUACCGGCGCUGUACAAGAUCUUCGACGAGAUCCUUGUGAAUGCAGCGGAUAACCUGCAGCGAGAUCCGCAGGGCAUGGACACCAUCAGGGUUGGCAUCGAUCAGCAGCAGGGUUGCCUGUUUGUGUGGAACAAUGGCAGGGGACUCCCGGUGGUCAUGCACAAGGAGCAGAAGGUGUACGUCCCAGAGCUCGUGUUUGGCCACCUGCUCACAAGCGACAACUACGAUGACUCCUCCUGCAAGGUAGUCGGAGGCCGGAAUGGCUACGGGGCCAAACUCGCGAACGUUUUCUCCACAGAGUUCAAAGUCGAGACUUGUGAUGGCAAGAACAGGUUCACUCAAAUCUUCAAGAAGAACAUGCAGGUGAAGGGCAAGCCCGAGAUCACAGCAGCAAAGGAGAAGUCCUUCACCUGCAUCACCUUCAAGCCUGAUUUGGCAAAAUUUGGCAUGACGAGCCUGGACGAUGACAUUGUGUCUUUGCUGACAAAGCGAGUAUACGAUGUGGCCGGCUCCACAACUGACAGAUGCAGCGUAUUUCUGAAUGGCGAUAAGUUGGACGUCAAGAACUUCCGAGAUUAUUGCGACUUGUAUUUGCUCACACGCCAGGGAGUGCCUCAGAUCUACGAGAAGUGCUCUGACAGGUGGGAGAUUUGUGUGAGCCUCACAGAGAGCGGGUUUAGCCAGGUGAGCUUCGUGAACUCGAUUUGCACCAUCCGCGGUGGGACGCACGUGACCCACGUCUCUGAUCAGAUUGUGGAGGCUAUCCUGGAGCGAGUGAAGGCGCAGAGCAAAGAAAAGGUGAAAGGAGGGGUCGAUGUGAGGCCACACCACGUGAAGAACCACCUCUGGGUCUUCAUCAAGUGCUUGGUGGAAAACCCUGCAUUCGACUCGCAGACAAAGGAGACCCUCAUGACUAAGCAGUCCAAAUUCGGGUCGCGCUGUGAACUCUCAGAGAAGUUCCUGACAGAGGUGGCCAGCAGUGGCGUCGUAGACCUCAUCCUCAUGGCUGCCAUGGCGAAGUCCAAAGUGGACCUUGGGAAGAAGCUCAAGGCCAAUACCAGCCGGGUGGCUCGCCUCACAGGUGUCCCUAAGCUCGAGGAUGCCAACGACGCAGGAGGCAAGCUUUCCCACGAAUGCACGCUGAUCUUGACAGAGGGAGACUCGGCAAAGGCACUGGCAGUGGCAGGGCUCAGCGUCAUUGGCCGUGAUAAGUGGGGCGUGUUCCCUCUCCGGGGCAAGGUUCUGAAUGUGCGCGACGCCACGCUUAAGCAGAUGAUGGCCAAUGAGGAGAUCCAGAACCUGAUCAAGAUAAUUGGCCUUGACUUGAACCGAGAGUACGACGCUGAGCUGAAAGGCCUUCGAUAUGGCUCCAUCAUGAUCAUGGCUGAUCAGGACAGCGACGGCUCUCACAUCAAGGGGCUUUUGAUCAACCUGAUCCAUGCCUGGUGGCCCUCUCUGGCGCGGCUGCCAGGCUUCCUGAAGGAGUUUUUCACGCCCAUCGUCAAGGCAAGGAAGGGCCGCUCGGAGACUUGCUUCUACACGCUUCCGGAAUACGAGGCUUGGAAAAAAGAGACUGACAACGGGCAUGGCUUCAAGAUCAAAUACUACAAAGGACUCGGCACGAGCACGCCAAAGGAGGCGAAGGAGUACUUCAGCGCCCUGGAGUCGCACAAGAUACAAUACCGGUACGACGGAAUUGAGGAUGACCGAGCCAUUGAUCUGGCUUUCAAUAAGAGGCGGGCAGACGACCGAAAGUCCUGGAUCAAUGCCUACGAGGAAGGCCGCCUCAUUGACCACACGCAGAAAGCCGUAAGCUACAAGGAUUUUGUGGACAAGGAGCUGGUGCUGUUUGCAAAGGCCAAUGUUGCUCGAGCAAUUCCUUCCAUGGUGGAUGGCUUCAAGCCCAGCCAGAGGAAGGUACUUUUUGGCUGCUUCAAGCGCCGUUUGCGCCAGGAUGUCAAGGUGGCUCAGCUUGUGGGCUAUGUGUCGGAGCACGCGGCAUACCAUCAUGGUGAGAUGUCUUUGUCGGAGACCAUCGUGGGCAUGGCACAGGAUUUUGUUGGGUCCAACAAUAUCAACUUGCUGAUUCCACAAGGCCAGUUUGGCACACGCCUGCAGGGUGGCAAGGACUCGGCUUCUGCACGAUAUAUCUACACUCGCCUGGCGCCCAUCACGCGCAUCCUCUUCCCGCCUGGCGACGACAAUGUCUUGGAGUAUUUGAACGAGGACGGCCUCUCCAUCGAGCCCCGCUGGUACUGUCCGAUCAUUCCCAUGGUGCUGGUGAAUGGAGUUGAAGGCAUCGGCACGGGCUGGAGCUCUUCGGUGCCAAACUUCUCUCCCCGGGAGAUCAUCGACAACCUCAGGAGGUGGCUCAAAAAGCAGGAGAUGAAGGAGAUGACGCCAUGGUUUGCAGGCUUUACCGGCAGCAUCUCGAAGUCCCGGGAAGAAGGGAAGUGGGAGGUCACGGGGAGCAUUCGAUCUCUUGGGGAAGGCAAGGCUGAGAUCACCGAGUUGCCAGUGAAGCGCUGGACACAGGAUUAUCGUGAGAUCCUGGAAGAGAAUCUUCCCAAAGGGGAGAAGAAGCGAGAAGGGCCAAAGUUGUUGGAAGACUACCAAGAGUACCACAGCGAGAAGACGGUGCACUUCGAGCUAUCCUUGAGCUCAGAAGGCCAACAACAAGCCGACAAGGACAACCUCGAGAAGGCCUUCAAGCUCCGCUCCACAAUCAGCAUGAACAACAUGAUGCUUUUUGAUGCGGAUGGCAAGAUCAAGAAAUACGAGAGUCCAAAAGACAUCCUGCAAGAUUUCGCACAAGUUCGGAUGAAGAUCUACGAGAAGCGCAAGGCGUAUCUGCUGGCACGGCUCACCCGCGAAUGUGAGGUAUUGAGCGCCAAGGCACGCUUUGUAAAGCUUGUCAUCGAGGGCAAGAUAGUGAUCCGAAGGAGGAAGAUUGCCGACUUGGCUCAGGAUUUGCGGAAGAAUGGGUUCAAGCCGCUCCAAGAUCUGAAGGGCGAACCGUCCGACGACCAGGAGGCAGAGAAGGACAACGAGGAUGGUAGCGAAGAGGAGGAGGAAUCAGCAGACCUGACCAAGAAAGCUGUGAGGGACUUCGAGUAUCUCGUUGGCAUGCCGAUCUCCACGCUGACAGCUGAGAAGGUGGCAAGGUUGAUGCAGGAGCACGAGAUCAAGGCCUUAGAGCUCUCAGAUCUGCAGAAGAAGAAGCCUUCACAUCUCUGGCUGGAGGACCUGCAGGCUUUGGAGAUUGCCCUGGAUGAGCGAGACGCUGCUGCCAGAGACGAAGAGGAGAAAGAGAAGGCCAAGAUCCAGAAAGCCAAGGCCAAGAGUGAGAAGAGUGAAAAGAGUGAAAAGAGUCUACGAGGCGCGGGAGGCAAGGGCUUGAAACGCAGCGCCUCGGGACCUGAUCGCGCUGGGUCAAAGGAGGAGGCAAAGCCAAAAGCAAAAGCAAAAGCCCGUUCCCAAAGCGCAGGCAGGAGAGGCUUAAAGCGGACUUCCUCGGGUCCACCCGAGUGA
Molecule: messenger RNA, 3735 nt
Organism: Symbiodinium pilosum
Lineage: Eukaryota; Dinophyceae; Suessiales; Symbiodiniaceae
Source: the annotation of a GenBank genome assembly